This is a messenger RNA of Sceloporus undulatus (fence lizard), 1412 nucleotides long. It is a transcript of the gene RNF180, whose product is annotated as ring finger protein 180. Gene Ontology annotation, biological process: serotonin metabolic process; positive regulation of proteasomal ubiquitin-dependent protein catabolic process; norepinephrine metabolic process. Gene Ontology annotation, molecular function: ubiquitin protein ligase activity; ubiquitin conjugating enzyme binding; metal ion binding. The coding region runs from base 99 to 638 and encodes 179 amino acids. The transcript is spliced from 4 exons. Gene Ontology annotation, cellular component: endoplasmic reticulum membrane. Lineage: Eukaryota; Metazoa; Chordata; Lepidosauria; Squamata; Phrynosomatidae. The record is from RefSeq and is a predicted model, not a curated record.
CAUUAUUUUCUCUGUCAACAUCUAACCAGGAACACAUCUGCAGAGUGAACCACGAACCCAAAGUGCUUAAGAAUUCAACUGUUUCUUCUUGCUUGUUGAUGACUAUGAGUACAGAAGAAGAACAUGAAUGCAGACUAGAUAAAGAAAGCUACCUCUGUGCAGUAUGCCUGGAUGUCUACUUUAACCCUUACAUGUGCUAUCCCUGCCACCACAUCUUCUGUGAACCCUGCCUACGCACACUUGCCAAAGAUAACCCAAUCAGCACUCCAUGUCCUCUGUGCCGUACUGCAAUUACCCACGUUUUUUUCCAAUCAGAACUAAACAAUUCCACAAAAGCUCACUUUCCUAUGGAAUAUUCAAAGCUGAAGGAAAAUUUUCAAGAAUCAAGUUUAUCAAAGUGGCCUCUCCCUACCUGCAAGAAAGCAUUUAGAGUUAUUGAAGGUUUUCAAGGCACAGAUUCCUUUACACGAAGGCAUUUCCCACAUGCUGCUCACAGGAUGGAUUAUAUGGACUUUGAGGAUGACAGCCGGGGAUGGCGAUUUGAUAUGGACAUGGUGAUAAUCUACAUUUAUUCCAUCAAUUGGGUCAUAGGAUUUGUGGUGUUUUGUUUUCUCUGCUAUUUUUUCUUUCCUUUUUAAAAACUCAUAUUCCCUCAGGUUUAAUUCAGCCAACAGGCAAGGGAACAGACAUACUUGGACAUAAAGUAUCCAGAUUAUGUGGGAAACUAUAGUUUACUGUACAAGACUGAGAAGGCUAUAGCAACAAAAAUGGAAAGUUUCCCAAUGAUUUGAUUUCUCUGUUGUGCUUUAAAAUGCAAGAACAUUUGUAUAUAGAAAAGUACUGUCAAAUAAUUUAUUGUAAUACAUAUUAAAAUGACACAUGGACUGGCAUCCUGUUCAGUAAUAAUGAUGUCAUAAGUCUGCCUUCCAUCGUCUUAAUUCACUUUUAUGCUCAUUGCACAUACAAUGGCCAAAUGUCCCCACAAAACCUACCUUUUCAGCAACACAGUUUCCCCCUCUUGAAAAAACAACAACAGCCCUUUCCAUGCUGUUGGAGGUAGGGAUUGAGUGGUGACGCAUCCGUCUCUCUUUAGCAGGACACACUGCAACAGGGCUAUAGGAAGAUUGCUAGAUCUGUGUCAGCUCAUUCCCCCACUCUGCACAGCAUGGAAAUAGCCAUGCUGAGAGGCCUGUGCUGCUGAAAAAAUAGGUUUUAGUGGGUACCAUCAAGAGAUGUAGCUACAGAGAUGAGACUACAUCUCUUAAUGCACAAUUUCAGCCAUGUUUUUUUGACCCUGCCUUCCUUUUUGGUGCUAUGGUGGCAGUUUAUAUGUAGUUUAGGGCAGGUUCAUUGAACAGUGGUUUCAUGAUCCAUUUAUGGCUGCUAUGUAUUAAAAGCAUCAUUGGUUUGAA